AUGGCGGCACAACCCCCGAGCGGCCAGAAGCCGAAGGUUCAGCCGUGCCGAUACAAGACCGGAAAGACACUAGGCGCUGGUUCAUACUCUGUCGUAAAAGAAUGUGUGCACAUUGAUACCGGUCGCUACUAUGCGGCGAAGGUCAUCAAUAAGCGCCUCAUGUCCGGGCGGGAGCAUAUGGUCCGGAAUGAGAUUGCCGUAUUGAAGAAGGUGUCCCUAGGCCACCAGAAUAUCCUCACGCUGGUCGACUACUUUGAGACUAUGAACAACUUAUAUCUUGUCACCGAUCUCGCCCUAGGCGGGGAACUCUUUGACCGCAUUUGUCGCAAAGGCAGCUAUUAUGAAUCCGACGCUGCAGACCUUAUGCGCGCAGUGCUCUCUGCCGUGGCCUAUCUACAUGAUCAUGGGAUCGUGCACCGUGAUCUAAAGCCGGAGAACCUACUUUUCCGCACCCCAGAAGACAACGCGGAUCUGUUAAUUGCCGAUUUCGGAUUAUCGAGGAUCAUGGACGAGGAGCAGUUCCACGUCCUGACUACGACCUGCGGAACGCCGGGCGACAUCUGGGCCAUCGGUGUGAUCACCUACUUCCUGCUAUGCGGAUACACUCCCUUCGACCGGGACUCCAAUCUCGAAGAGAUGCAAGCAAUUCUAGCAGCAGACUACUCCUUCACGCCGGUCGAGUACUGGCGCGGUGUAUCACAGGAAGCGCGCAACUUCAUCAAGAGCUGUCUAACCGUCAACCCACAGUCACGGAUGACAGCCCACGAAGCUCUCCAGCACCCAUGGGUCAACCUACCCUACGACAGCGGCAAGGUGGGCUCGGGUGAAGAUCUGCUGCCAACGGUCAAGAAGAAUUUCAAUGCGCGCCGCACGCUUCACCGUGCUAUUGACACUGUGCGUGCUAUUAACAAGCUCCGCGAGGGCGGUGGCUUCAUGAUGGACGGCGUUAUGAGCGUUGAUCCCAAACCUGAGCGUGUCAAUGGCGAUGAGAUCAUUGAGGAGCAGCAUCAUGCUCCUCCGCCUACAUCGGCCAAUGCCGGUGGGAGUCAGAUGCAGAUUGAUAGUCGUGGUAAUGCGCGUGGGCAGACUGAGGAGCAGAUCAGGGCCCAGGAGCGGAGAGUUAAGGAAAUGGUUGCUGGGUUGUGGAGUCGUACUCCUCGCUAG
Messenger RNA from Penicillium coprophilum, 1164 nucleotides. Its product is annotated as serine/threonine-protein kinase. The record is from RefSeq and is a predicted model, not a curated record. Gene Ontology annotation, molecular function: ATP binding; calcium/calmodulin-dependent protein kinase activity; calmodulin binding. NCBI's taxonomy places the organism in Eukaryota, Fungi, Ascomycota, Eurotiomycetes, Eurotiales, Aspergillaceae. The transcript is spliced from 4 exons. Bases 1 to 1164 code for a protein of 387 amino acids. Gene Ontology annotation, biological process: protein phosphorylation; cellular response to oxidative stress.